AUGGCAGACGCACCUGGUGAACCGCUUACAAUGGGCUCCAAGGCUAAGGGCAUGUUCUCAUCGGCCAGCCAAAACUUUGAUCAAAUCAGCAGAAUUUGCGAGCAUGUCUGUGGGUUCCAUUUUUAUGCUCACGACCAAACACGCCAAGUGCAUGCGCAUCAUUUGUGUACUCGUGUCAAUGAGGACUUCCGUCAAUGUAUCAUUUAUGAUUCACCCAGAGCCGAUGCUCGCCUGAUCGGUAUCGAGUACAUCAUCUCGGAGAAGCUAUUCGAUGGUUUGCCUGCCGAUGAGAAAAAAUAUUGGCAUUCUCAUGACUACGAGGUGCGUGGUGGUAGUUUAGCUAUGCCCAUGCCCAAGGGUGUACCCGAAGCUGUUGUACAAGUGCCCGAAAAGCAGGCAUUGGCCACAUUGCAAAAGACAUAUGGCAAGACUUGGCAUACUUGGCAAGUGGAUCGUGGCGAUAACCUACCCUAUGGACCUGCUCAAUUGAUGAUGGCACUCACUGCUGAUGGUCAGCUUGAUCCUAAAUUGGAUGAGGAGCGUGAAAGAGACGAAGGCAUCUCAACCCAGAAAAAGAAGGAAGAACGAAAGGAUUACUUUGAGCCCUAUCAACCUCAUGCGGGUGCUGAUAGUUGGCAAUCCGGAAAUGCAGUCCAAGUCAAACCAGAGGAAGUCCCCUUCAAAGCCAAGUGA
Messenger RNA from Lichtheimia ornata, 693 nucleotides. RefSeq lists its product as uncharacterized. The record is from RefSeq and is a predicted model, not a curated record. The transcript has 3 exons. Lineage: Eukaryota; Fungi; Mucoromycota; Mucoromycetes; Mucorales; Lichtheimiaceae. Bases 1 to 693 code for a protein of 230 amino acids.